UCCAGACACUCCCUCUUUCUUUCAAUUCAAUUCAAUUCAUAGUAUUUAGGUUUCUGCACCCAAUCAAACGCACUCUGUUCCGACAUCAACUAACUCUGAACUCCCAACUUCUUCGUGUCGUCGUUAAUACCGAAUUAAUUAAUUAAUUAACUAAUUAAUUAGUUAAUUGAUGACUGCUGCCAUGGAGGUAGAGCGUGACAAGUACAAGAUGAUCGAUUUCGAAGAAACCGAGUUGCGACUCGGGUUGCCGCUGAGUUCAAACGACGGCGAGUCCACGCUCAUCAGAAACACUUCCGGUGGUGGUUCCUUUACCGGGAAGAGAGGUUUUUCCGAUACAAGCAGCGGUAGCGUGGAUUUGAAGCUUAACCUUUCCUCAACCUCAAACAAUGUCUCCGCCUCUUCCUCUUCUGACAUGGCCAAAGAGAACAACGCUUCUGCAGCUGCUAACAUCACCGCACCUCCUUCUCCUCCUCCUGUCAAGGACCCAGCAAAGCCACCUGCAAAGGCACAAGUGGUAGGUUGGCCUCCUGUGAGAUCAUUCAGAAAGAACAUCGUGAACAAUGUUCAAAAGGGUAACAGCAGCAUCAAAGAGGGGGUAAAAGGUGGCACAAAUAACAGCAGCAGUGGGAACACAGGAGCAGCUUUUGUUAAGGUGAGCAUGGACGGUGCUCCUUAUCUACGUAAGGUAGAUUUGAAGGUGUACAAGAGCUACCAAGAGCUGUCGGAUUCCCUUGCAAAAAUGUUCAGUUCAUUCACCAUCGACAAGUGUGGAUCCCAAGGCAUGAAAGACUUCAUGAACGAGACCAAAUUGAUUGAUUUUCUCAACGGCUCUGAUUACGUUCCCACCUAUGAAGACAAAGAUGGAGACUGGAUGCUCGUCGGUGACGUACCCUGGGAAAUGUUCGUGGAAUCCUGCAAGCGUCUGCGUAUAAUGAAAGGAUCUGAGGCGAUCGGGCUAGCACCGAGAGCAGUGGAAAAGUGCAGGAACAGAAGCUAGAGUUGAAUGUGUACAUUAAUUCCAUGUUCCAGAACAAUGUGCUGUGUUUGGUUGGUAUCCAUGGGAAGCAUCGAUGCUAAUUAUAAUUAAUUUGUGGAGCAAGGAGUUGUCUAAUUAAUAUAGGAGGCAAGUUGUUAUGUAUAAUGUGUCGGUACCAUUUUUUAGAAAUAAUUUUCUUGUAUAUGUAUUGUGUAUUUUAUAUAUAUAUGAGAAAAAUAGUUGGAACUCAGGGACAAGAAAUAAUGGAAUAUGUCUAUAUGGGCCCGUUUUGUUUCUACGUACAAAACAUAACAAUGUCUACCUUGGUGUGCCUGUCUAAUAUAAUAAGAUCAGUGUCUCUACGUUUACAGUUGUA
Messenger RNA from Vigna radiata var. radiata (mung bean), 1352 nucleotides. RefSeq names its product auxin-responsive protein IAA16. Gene Ontology annotation, cellular component: nucleus. Gene Ontology annotation, biological process: regulation of DNA-templated transcription. The record is from RefSeq and is a predicted model, not a curated record. The transcript has 4 exons. NCBI's taxonomy places the organism in Eukaryota, Viridiplantae, Streptophyta, Magnoliopsida, Fabales, Fabaceae. The coding region runs from base 170 to 997 and encodes 275 amino acids. Gene Ontology annotation, molecular function: protein binding.